AUGCAGAUGAACUUGUAUUUUUCACUUGCGAAUGAAGACUUUGAAAGCUUGCUUGGAAGCCAAAACCUGGUAAUUGAGGCCGACAUCUUCCUCGAGGAACAGAAUUCUGAUGUAACAAAAAUUGUACAAAAUGCUAUGCAGCGUUAUAUCGAUGACCAUAAAAAUUCUUCAGAUUUAAGUUUGAAGCUUAUCAAGUACAACAGAUUGAUAUCUGAUAUAUUGGGCUUAAAUCGAGAGAUGGGUUUAAAUUACAACCAAUCGAGUUCGCUGCACGUGGCAAUUUUAGUUCACAUUUCGAGUCAUGAAAUGAUUUUGUCUUCCAUCCUGGAAAGUUCACAUGUUCUAACAGUUGGUCUUUUCCAAACGAACGAAAUGUCUAGAACACAGGAAAAUCCAGCUUAUUUUACCAGAGUAGCAUCCCCAUCGAUGAUACACUACGCUUGUACCAUCCGAGAUCUGGUACAAAAAAUGGGUUGGCGCACACUUAGCUUUGUACUUUCCACUGACUUGGAAGGGAGAGUUUUCUCGGAUGCACUACUGAUAUCCUCAAGAGAAUUGAAAUGGAAUAUUCUACAUGUAGCGUGGCUGUCUGGAAAUGAAAAUACCACUGAGCUAGAAUCUCAUAUCAAAAUGGUCAUGAAUAACCAAAGUGAUGCAGUCAUUGUCCACGUUCGCGACACAUACAAUGAUGAUUUGUUCCGAAUAAUCCAAGCUCAAGGUGUCAGUCACCUCAAAGCUUCGUGGGUGCUGACAGACAUUACUACACUUGGGGUAUCGGACAACGAAGUACUACCCACCGGUUUUAUCAGGAUAUCUCCUUGGAAAAUUCUACAACAUGACUUUAUGGAGGAUGCUCUGUACGAUGUGUUUCGGUUGAUAACAAAGUCGGUAACCUCCACCGUCGCUAACACAGCUGAGGGACACAUAUCAAUUGAUCAGUCUGAUAAAAAAAUAGACUUCCAGACGGCACAAAAGUUGAAGAAGAAACUGAAAGACACUUUCUUCCCAGGGAAGUCGUCCUUACUCGAAGAUCCUAAUCUAUCUAAAGGACCAUUUGCUACCAUGAGUAUUUUUAAUCUACAAGAAGAUGUUUCUGGAGACAAACAUUGGAUAUCUGUGGGUCUAAGGACAUAUUCAGGAACGGCAUUAGAGACAUUUCUCACUCCAAAUGGAUAUCACAUUUCCCCAAGUGUUACAACUCCAAGACCCAUUGUGCGGGUUCCUGUGGUUUCGUAUCCGUCCUGGGUAGAUUCCGAGACGCCACUGGACACUUCAGAGAGUAACGUUUCGUGCAUGAAGAGAGGCUACAUGUGUUGGAACAAAACAGACACAGGAGUUGUCCAGCUUUGUUGCUUUGGAUUUUCCAUCGACUUGUUGAGAACUCUUGAACAACAGCUUGGCUUCGUUCCCGAGAUUUACCUCGUUUCCGACGGUCAGUACGGCACUAUUGAUGAGGAGACGGGAAAGUGGAACGGAGUUAUGGACGAAUUGGUUUCGGGAAGAGGUGAUUUGGCCUUAGACUUGGUGAUGACUGGGAGAAGGUCAAAAGAAAUCUCAUAUUCAAUUCCAUAUCUUCCUCUUGCGCUGAAUAUCCUAGUGAAGAAAGAUGGACCGCUUAAAAAUGGUAAUGCUUUGCACUCUUGGUUACAGCCGUUUAGUGUCUACUUGUGGGUGGCCAUAUUGGGAACAUGUAACCUCAUUUUACUGGUAGUCUGGUGGCUGGAUAGAAAAAGUCCAACAGGUCAUCAUCGUACUUUUAAGAAGACUGACGAGAAUGGAUUUACGAUGUUAGACGCCAUGAGCUAUGUUUGGGGCGUGGCAUUCAGCAAAGACAUUGGAGCAGAGAGGACCCCUCGCAGUAUCAGCGCACGAUGUGUGUCCACAGUAUACGCGUCUGUGGCUUUGAUCCUUGCUAACACAUAUUGUGCUAACUUAAUGGCUUUUUUGGUUCAGGAUCACUAUACCUUGCCAAUUGAUGGAAUCACAGACCCCAAGUUGAUAGACACUUCCUUUCAUCCACCGGCUGGGUUUCAGCUUGGUAUUCUGAAAGGUUCCUAUUCUGAGGCGUAUUUCAGAAACCAUAUAAAUGAUGAUAUCCAGCAAUUAUACGAGACCAACAUCAAAAAGAAUCUGCUGAGCAGUUUCACUGAAGGAAUAAACAGACUUGAAAACGGUGAAAUCGAUGGUUUCGUCGACGAUUAUCUAUCAUUGAGAAAGGCCAACAACAAGAUUGCGAAUUGCCAUUUUGGAUUGGCUGGACCAAAUUUCUACACCUUUGGGUUAGGAAUCGCUAUGCCUAAAGAUUCUCCUUGGCUGGAAGAGAUCAACAAAGUUAUCUUCGAAAUGAAUCAAAACGGGACCAUUGACAUGCUGGAAAAGAUGUACUUUGAUGAACAGAUGUGCUCUUCUUCGAUCGCUAAGAGACUCAGUGUCUUGAAUUUAAGCGGCCUUUUUCUGGCUCUGGCUGUAACCAUUGGCUUCUGCUUUCUAGCCCUUUUAGUAGAGGUGCUGGUGAUAUUUGCGUUGGUGAAAUUUAGGCAUCAUUUAGGAGCCCUAGGAAAGUGUUCUGUACGAUUGUUGUUUGACGUUGAGAAAGGCGAAGAACAUCUUAUAAUGCUGCAGUAUUCCUCUGAAAAGAAAAGAAAGUGUGUUCAGAUGGAUGUGGUCAAAAUCAACGCUUCGACUCAAGAGGGGAAGCGAGACUCCAUUAAAACAGUGACUUCUUUGGGAACACCUCCGUUAGAGAGAAGUUUUGAGGCAGCCGAGAAAAGAACACGAGAUUUAGCUAACGGAUCCUUUGUUUCUAACCUUACCUCUGAUAGUAUGCUGACUUCGUUUACAAACGAUGGUUGCUAUGGCGACAAUUUAACUCCCUCAGUAACGCCCCUUUGACGGUUUAACGAAACACAUUAGAAUCGUACAAUCCCAGAGCCAUUUGAAGAGAGUAAAAAGGACUCUGGGAACGAGAAUAAUAAGAGUCCCAGGUAUAAACAGAGGAGGCUUGAAAUCGUUCCGAAAGGUUGGCGUCACUUUGAUAAAUUAAGCGCUUUUAUAAUUGUGAAAUGUUCAGCAGGCAACCGUGGACGAUACUCCUACUCUUGUACGUUGGAUUAGC
Messenger RNA from Stylophora pistillata, 3115 nucleotides. Its product is annotated as glutamate receptor ionotropic, NMDA 1. Gene Ontology annotation, biological process: monoatomic ion transport. NCBI's taxonomy places the organism in Eukaryota, Metazoa, Cnidaria, Anthozoa, Scleractinia, Pocilloporidae. The record is from RefSeq and is a predicted model, not a curated record. Gene Ontology annotation, cellular component: membrane. Gene Ontology annotation, molecular function: ligand-gated monoatomic ion channel activity; signaling receptor activity.